GCUGGAGCGCAGUUCCGGUUAGGCGGCGGAGUUUGUUUACUGUGCUCCCAGGUCUCGCAGCUGCUUUCCCCAACUCGCGCUCCAAGAUGGGGAAAUCUUUUGCCAACUUCAUGUGCAAGAAAGACUUUCAUCCUGCCUCGAAAUCCAAUAUCAAAAAAGUAUGGAUGGCAGAACAGAAAAUAUCAUAUGAUAAGAAGAAACAAGAAGAAUUGAUGCAACAAUAUCUUAAAGAACAAGAAUCAUAUGACAAUAGGUUGCUUAUGGGAGAUGAACGUGUAAAGAAUGGCCUUAAUUUCAUGUAUGAGGCCCCACCAGGAGCUAAGAAAGAAAACAAAGAGAAAGAAGAAACAGAAGGGGAGACUGAAUACAAAUUUGAAUGGCAGAAAGGAGCCCCAAGAGAAAAAUAUGCCAAAGAUGACAUGAACAUCCGAGACCAGCCCUUCGGUAUUCAGGUUCGAAAUGUGAGGUGUAUUAAAUGUCACAAAUGGGGUCAUGUCAACACAGAUCGGGAAUGUCCUUUGUUUGGUCUUUCUGGAAUCAAUGCAAGUUCGGUUCCCACUGAUGGCUCAGGUCCAUCAAUGCACCCCUCGGAGCUAAUAGCGGAGAUGAGAAACAGUGGGUUUGCACUGAAACGAAAUGUACUGGGGAGAAACUUGACCGCAAAUGAUCCAUCACAGGAGUAUGUUGCAAGUGAAGGUGAAGAAGAUCCAGAAGUGGAAUUUUUAAAGUCACUAACAACCAAACAAAAACAGAAACUUCUCAGGAAAUUGGAUCGACUUGAGAAGAAAAAAAAGAAAAAGAAAAAAGAUAGAAAGAAGAAAAAGCUUCAGAAGAGUAGAAAUAAACACAAGAAACAUAAAAGAAAAUCAUCAUCAUCCUCUUCCUCUUCUUCCUCUUCCUCAACUGAGACUUCAGAAAGCAGUAGUGAGAGUGAGAGUGACAACAAGUCAAAAAAAGUAGAAAAGAAGAAAAGAAAGAAAAACAAGUGUUCAGAGCAUCACAGUGAUUCUGAAGAGAAGGACAAGUCUAAGAAGAGAAAACUUGAACUUUCUAGCAGUCACAGUAACAAGGAAAAGCCUAGGUUUUUAAAACAAGAAAGUUCUUGGGAGAACAGCAAAUGGAGCCAUUCUGACCAAACAUCCAGAAGCCGUAAUCAUAGCCCAGAGAAGAGAGGGUCUGAACGAAAUGUGGGGAGCAGCAGAAGCCACAAAAGGGAUGAGAGGAGUAGAAGCCGAAGCAGAAGCCCUGGUAGUUGUAAGAAAAGGGAGAUAAGAAAACAACCACAGCGAAGUUCCAGUGACGAGUGGAACAGAAGAAAUGACACCAGAAGCCAUGGCACAGAUAUAUACAGAAGGGAAAAAAAGCACAGAGAACACUCAGAAGAUAAGUACACUAAAAUGGCACAAAGAGAACGAAGCGGUAGAGAGUAAGGAGGGACUGUAUGUGACAAUUACCUGGGAAUAAAAAAAUCUCCAUUUUCUUAUUGAAUAAUUUUAGCAAGGGCCAAAUUAUGUACUAUUGUCUUUCUAAUAAAAAAGCUCUAUCUU
Molecule: messenger RNA, 1547 nt
Organism: Nycticebus coucang (slow loris)
Lineage: Eukaryota; Metazoa; Chordata; Mammalia; Primates; Lorisidae
Gene: CIRSR
Product: corepressor interacting with RBPJ, CIR1
Exons: 10
Coding region: 87-1430 (447 amino acids)
Biological process (GO): negative regulation of DNA-templated transcription
Cellular component (GO): nucleus
Molecular function (GO): transcription corepressor activity
Source: RefSeq, a predicted model, not a curated record